AUGCGGCCUCGCCGCCUACCCCGCGGCCCGCGCGCCGCCCUCUCCCGGCCCCGAUCCGCCGCUCUGCGGCCUCGGCGCCUACCCUGCGGCUUAGCCGCCUAUCUGCGGUCCCGCCGCCCUUACGUGUGGCCCCGCCUCCUACCUGCGGCCCCGCCACCUACUUGUGGCCCCGUCGCCUGCCUGCGGCCCCGCCCUUAUCUGUGGCCCCGCCACCUACCAGCGGCCCCGCCCUUACCUGCGGCCCCGCCGCCCUCAACUACGGCCCCGUCGCCCUUACCUGCGGCCCCGUCGCCUGCCUGCGGCCCCGCCAUUACCUGCGGCCCCGCCACCUACCGGCGGCCCCGCCAUUACCUGCGGCCCCGCUUCCCUCAACUGCGGCCUCGCCGCCCUCACCUGCGGCCCCGCCGCCCUUACCUGUGGCCCCGCCGCCCUCACUUGCGGCCCCGCCGCCCUUACCUACAGCCCCGUUGCCUGCUGCAGCGCCGCCCGCCACCCGAGCCGCUCGAGCCGCCUCACCCAGCCGAGCAGCCGACCGCCGCGCCGCCCUGCAGCAGCACAGCCGAGCCGCCCAGCAGCCGAGCAGCCGGGCAGCCGAGCCGCCGAGCCGCCCAGCAGGCGAGCAGCCGAGCCGCCGAGCCGCCCUGCAGCCGAGCCGCCCAGCAGCCGAGCCGCCAUGCAGCCGAGCCGCCGAGCCGCCCUGCAGCCGAGUCGCCCAGCAUCCGAGCCGCCGAGCCGCCGAGCCGCCCUGCAGCCGAGCCGCCCAGCCGCCUGGCAGCCGAGCCGCCGUGCAACCGAGCCGCCCUACAGCCAAGCCGCGUGCACCGCCGAGCCGUCCUUGUCCUCGCUUUUGACGCUGAGGGUCGGGCCAUUGACUUUGACGUCUGGAUAGAUGACCUGCAGCUGUUCUUGUGCGAUAGGGUGGACAGUCUCUCCCUCUUUGACCUCACCUCUGGCGCCUCUCCUGCCCCUGCUGCUGAUGCUGUCGCCACUGCCCUCCUAACGGCGGAGAAGAGAAUAGUCACUGUAGGAGCCUCUCGUGGUGACCCCCGCACCCCUGUCUUUGAGGGGUGUUCUCCCUCCCCCCUCUUGCCCUCUGUUGCAUCUGCUGCUGCGGCCGACCUCGUUGGUUUUGAGUCGGUCGGUCCUGCGUCUGCCCCUUCAGGGAAGCGCCGCACAGGCAAGGGCAAGGGGGGCAAGGGCGCUGGAGGAGCUGGCGGGGGCGGUGGAGGCGGCGGUGGAGGCGGCGGAGGGAGUGGGGGUGGUGGCGGGAGUGGUGGAGGGGAUGGGGGUACCAGUGGCAGCAGUGGAGGCGGAGGCGGCGGCAAUGGUGGAGGGAGCGGAGGCGGCGGUGGUGGCGGAGGCGGCGGCGGUGGUGGAGGCGGCAGAGGCGGCGGAGGCGGCGGAGGUGGCGGUGGAGCUGGUCGCGGGUCUACGCAGAGGAGUGGCUCCUGUGGUGGUCCGCACCAGCAGCAGCAGCGCGGUCGUGAGACCCUGUCCCCUCAGCAACUCCGUGAGUGGUACACUGCGCGCUAG
Closterium sp. NIES-65 is the source of this 1533-nucleotide messenger RNA. NCBI's taxonomy places the organism in Eukaryota, Viridiplantae, Streptophyta, Zygnematophyceae, Desmidiales, Closteriaceae. The record is from the annotation of a GenBank genome assembly.